AUGAAUACGUCGUUGAGUAAUAAUGAAAAUGAAAACAAUUUUUAUAUAAAGUCCUUUUUUGAAUCACUAUCAAAUUUUAUUAAAAAUAUAAAAAUUGAAAUAAAGGAUAUAUUUGAAUUACUUAAUUAUCCAUGUGUUUAUCAUAACUCUAAAAAAAAAUUUAGUGUAAGUGAAAAUGAUGAUUAUAAAAAUUCUUUAACAACAAAUGUAAUCAGCAAAAUAGACAAAAAAAAUAUUGAAAAUUUUAAAGUAUAUCAAAAGGAACUACAUAAUAUUUUACAAAAUAUUAAAACUUUUAACGAAAAAUAUAAAAUGGAUGUACCUUUAUUAUCAAUAAUAGAAAAUUUAAUAAUCUUACAUUUAAUUAAUGAAUAUAAAAUUAAUAAUAUUGUCAAAAAAAUAAAGGAACAUAAUAUACCAAUGCCCGAAUCAAAUAGUGAUUUGCCGGAUUACAUAAUUCCAACAUUAGAAUUAGAAGAAAACCAAAACAAGUCAAAUUUGAAUGUCAGUAUAAGUGAAAUAAAUAAUUUGUCCAUAAAAAAUAAUGCUGUGAAACAUAUUUUGGAGAAUGCACAAAUAAAAGUAAAUUUUUCUAAACUUUUUAAAUUGAAUGAAGAAAAUCACUUAAAUUCAAGCAGUAUAAAUCCCAGUUCAGAUCUUAAUGAAAAAUCAAAUGAAUUAAACAUAUAUAAAAAAGACGAUCAAAUUAAUAAGUUAACCAAUGAUAUAAAGGAAGAUAUAAAUAAUGAGACAAACGAAAAUCAAUAUUUAAAUAGGUCAUACAACAGUGAGAACGAAAAACAUAAUCUUAGGACGAGUAAAAAUGACGAAAAAGCUAAUCCAAUUGAAAAUAUUGGCUUAUCCGAAGAAACACUAAAGUUAUUAAAUUUGUUGCCCAAGAAAAGAAAAAAUAAUGAAAUCAAAAUGGAUGAAUAA
Messenger RNA from Plasmodium gaboni, 936 nucleotides. RefSeq lists its product as hypothetical. NCBI's taxonomy places the organism in Eukaryota, Apicomplexa, Aconoidasida, Haemosporida, Plasmodiidae. The transcript is spliced from 2 exons. Bases 1 to 936 code for a protein of 311 amino acids. The record is from RefSeq and is a predicted model, not a curated record.